This is a messenger RNA of Folsomia candida, 4349 nucleotides long. RefSeq lists its product as uncharacterized. NCBI's taxonomy places the organism in Eukaryota, Metazoa, Arthropoda, Collembola, Entomobryomorpha, Isotomidae. The record is from RefSeq and is a predicted model, not a curated record. The coding region runs from base 35 to 1558 and encodes 507 amino acids. The transcript has 9 exons.
UCACCGAACGAGCACGAAUAAAGAAGUUGCAAAAAUGAAUUCGUCCAAAUUAGUUCGUGUGUCAAAUUCUCGUCGACCAUUAAAAUUAAUUUCAUCUAAUGGAAGUUUGGAAGAAUUUGAAUUAUCUGUUCGACGGAACUACGAGUUAGAUAACGAUUCAGUCAUCCAGUUUGAAGACGACCAUGGGGCAGCUAUAAAUGCUGAGACGUUUCCAAUCUUGCUGUCGAUUUUUCCCAUUGCCGAUAUUGGAUUUAAAUUAGUCGGCGAAGAAACAGCAGAAAUAGCUAUUGAUUUAUCCAGCCAGCAACUUAUUGCCGACUUUUCAAUCCCAUCAUUCAGCGUUGAUAAUAGUUUCAAACAGGUUCUAGAUUGUGUGAUUCAUCAGAAUAAGCAAAUUUCCGCAAUUGUUGCAGCUUGCAAUUAUAAAGGGUUGGUAGAUGACAAGGCAGCAACGUUUCUGAUAAAAGAAUUUGUUUUCAAGCUUGUUGAGUUAAAAGGCGAAUCUCCAAGUCCAAGCGAUCAAAAACAAUUAGCCGUAGCUCUAAUCGACAUUCUUCCUUGUUGGCGGUACCCAGAGUCAAAAGAAGGACUGGACAUAUUAUAUGACGAUGUUGGUCGUUCUGGAUUAAUUCAAACCAGGCUAAGGAAUAUUCACUUAAAUCUUAAGACCACGAAAUCUGCUCCUAGGGGAAAAAAAACUAAAAGUGUUUCGAAAGGAGGGCCAAGAAGUAAAAAGAUAAUUCAAGACGUGGCCCACUGCGACGAAUUAAUUCUGAGUCUAAACGCCAUCUGUGUUAAGUCUGGAGCUACAGAAGUACGUAAAUUAAUGGAGGAGACAUUUCAACACAGAAAUCAGCUGCGAAAUGAAAACCCACAGUCAAUCCUGUUAGUUUACAAAAAAUUUGAAGAGUGUAAUUUUUUGAUUUCGUUUGAGUUUUCACUUUUGCACGAGGAAUCCCAAUUUAAUUUUACUACGAUUUGGCCACAUUUUGCAAAAAAUCUACUAGACAAAAUUGGACAGAUAAGUCAGACCCCCUCACUUUCCAAGUUUAUUUCCGAGGAGGCUGGUAAUUGGGAUACUGAAUUGGCUGCGUUUCUUGCUCUACUUUAUUUAAUACCUCCAGCAGCCCAGGGAAAAGGAAAGGGAAGCCGCAGCUCAAUUUCAGACGCAAGGAAUUUAAUGGUUUCUUAUUAUAAAACUGGAACGCCACUUCAAUCCAUUGUGGACACUUGGAGUGACGACAAGAAGCAGCCAAAUCUGUUGUGCUUAGGGGACAACAAAAAUCAACUGGCAUCUUUUUUUAUCGUUGUGGACAGAGUUCUCCUCCCCAUCGAUGCUAAAAGUUCUACUGAGGCAAUUGACCUUCUCUUCAAGGCACACUACGUUUUUGCCGCCGAAUACGACAAAAAUCUGCAAGGUCUUUGGAAAUUUCUGCAGGUUUAUGUUUACAAAAUUGACGUCGACAACACAGAUCUCUCUAGGAAAGUGAAAAGUAUUUUUGUUCAGUUGAGUAGUAUUUUUGUUCAGUUGAGUAGUAUUUUUGCCGAACUAAAAUAAUGUUUUCUUGUCCCAAUUGCCAACAACUAUUUUUAGGAGUAAAUGAAUUUAAGCACCACUUGAUAUACAUACAUAAUUAUGGACAUAGCAAAUUUAGUCAAAUAAUCUGUCCCUUUUCUGGUUGUAGUGAACUUUUAAAUACAUGGAGUUGGUUUUUACGCCACAUUAAAGCCCACGAAAGUUCUCCAGGUUCCCCUAUGUUAAAUACAUAUUUAGAGUCCAAUUUAAGCAAUAACUUAGAUUUCAGUAGCUUUAACUCAUAUUCAAAUGAAAGUAAUUCACUGCAUAAUUCAGAAACGUUUGAAAAUAUUACCGUCGACACCGGUAUUAAAAUAGUUUCCGAGAUUUUAGGUAAUUUUUGUUCGUCUAUAUUAGCAAACGGUGUUAAUAAUACAAAGGUAGAUUUUAUUAUUAAUGAGAUGAAAUAUUUAUUUACACAAAUAAUUGAUUUAAUUUCGAAAAUAGGAGUUCAACAAUUUGGUGAACAGUUAUAGAGAUAUUUUCAGCACAAAUACAUUCCUUAAUUUCUGGAUUUGAUAAAGUAAAAUCAGCCUACUUGCGGCAAAAAAUAUAUGAAAAUAGCAAUGAUCUAAUUUUACCUGUAGAAAUAUGUUUAGGAAAAAGAUUCGAAGUUAAAGUUAAAGAUACUAAAAGGCAGCAGGUAUUUGUAGAAGAUACGUUUAUGUACGUACCUCUGUUAAAAACAAUUGAAAAGAUUCUUCAGAUUCCACAAUACUCUUAUUAUUUUAAUUCCAAAUUUAAUAACAGUAACACAAUUAAAACUUUCUCUGACUCAAUAUCUUAUAAGACAAAUCCACUUUUCUCAAGUUACCCUAAGUCAAUUCAGGUUCAAUUGUUUUACGACGAUUUUGAAACCGUUAACCCAUUGGGGUCAAAAAAAGGCGUUCACAAACUUGGAGCAUUAUAUUUUACCUUACGCAAUUUGCCAGACUUUUUAAAUUCACAGCUAUCUCAAAUUCAUUUACUUGCUCUAUUUUAUAGUGAGGACGCCAAAAAAUAUGGUUACCACUCAAUUGUAAAACAUAUUUUACCUGAUUUUAAAAUUUUAGAGUCCGCUGGAAUUGCAAUUGGUGAAACAAGAUUUCGAGGCACGCUCUGUUCAAUUGUUCAUGACAAUUUGGGAGGAAAUUCAUUAUUAGGCUUUACAGAAUCUUUUAAUUCUAAUUAUUUUUGUAGAAUUUGUUUUAUUUCUAAGUCUGAAACCCAGCUUGAAUUUGACCAUGAUAAAAUGCCAUUGCGUAACGUUAAUAAUUACGAUGUGCAUUUAGCUUCAAAUUCUUUCGGUGUUCAAAGUCUAUGUGAGUUUAAUAACCUUAAAUAUUACAAUUUUUUAGACUCACCCACAGCUGACAUAAUGCACGAUCUUUUAGAGGGGGUUGUCCCAUAUGAGAUUAAAUUAGUUUUAAAGAAAUUAAUUAGUUUAGGGUGUUUCAGCCUCGAAACAAUUAACCACCGGAUAGCGGCGUUUGAUUUUGGAUAUCUUGAGUCAAAAAAUAGACCAACACAGAUUAAAUUAGAUGGGACAGGAAAUAGGAUAGGCCAAAAAGCAGCCCAAGCGUGGUGCCUAAUUAGAUUUUUGCCAGUUAUAUUGGGUGACCUACUUACGGAGGCUGAACAUUUAGAAUUUUGGGAACUAUUGCUGCAACUAUUAGAAUGUAUGAGCUAUAUAUUUUCUCGCGAAUUUAGUAAAUCAUCAAUUUUAUCGUUAAAAAUCUUAAUUAUUAAACACCACAAACUUUUUAAAACUUUAUUUCCAGAACAAAAUUUAAUCCCAAAACAGCAUUUUAUGACUCAUUAUCCUUAUAUUAUUGAAAAAUCAGGUCCCCUAAUUUCUCUUUGGACAAUGAGAUUCGAAGGGAAGCAUAAUUAUUUUGCACAAUUAGCGCACAAUAAUAGAAAUUUUACAAAUAUUUGUUUUUCCCUAGCAAGAAGACACCAGCAAUACAGGUUUAUUCAGAAUUAGUGGCAAAGUUAAAGUUUAUCAUAGCUCUGUAUCCCCUAGGCCAAAUUGGGAAAUUCAAAGUGUUUUGUGGAGAGUGGUUCAUGAUAGUGUUUUCACAUUUUUUUCAAAUUUCUAAGUCUAAUUGUGGAUUCACAAAAUGACACCAAAGUGGUCCAUGCCGUGAAAGCCGUUUGCAAAGCUGGAAUGAUUCCUAAAAAAAUUGUAGAAGAGCUUAAAAAUCAAAAAAUUACCGUUUUGCUUAGGUAAGUGUACAGACUAAAGAAUAGAAAAGGAAAAAUAAAUAUUUCGAUAAAUCUGAGGCUUCCACAACCUCCGAACCACUACCCCCAGAAAAUGCGAAAACCGACGCUCACCACAUAAAUAUGUCGUGACGCUGAAAUAUAAUCUUUUUCGGCACAAAAUAAGUUGUAUCUGAAAGCAGGGGUCCCCUACUUUAUAAUAAAAUCAAUCAAUCUUAAAAUAUUAGGUGAUAAGGCAAAAGAAAUUAUACCAGACUAUACUAAAAUGAAGUGUCAUCAUCAACUACGGUAAUCCACUUGGCUUGUACCAAAGUCAUGUAUGGGAAAAGAAAUCUGAUUUAAUUACCAUUAAAUCAGGGACAACUUUUCAUGCUAAUAAAUCAUCUGCAAUUAUGAAUAUCAUAUUUUACGCCUUAAAAUAAAAUAAAGUAUUGUGAGCAUCAAAAAAACUUAAAAGUUUGUCGUCACGAUUUUAAUAGCUGACGAUUUCAUUAGUCACACGGUACACCGAGCAAUUGCAUUUUACUCAAAUGAUAAUAUAAAUGUUCCCUAACAUGUCCAGAAAGAU